AAUAAUAAUAUAAGACCAACUGGUUGAUUACGAUGGAGUAGAAGAUGGGCCUAUAAAUUCAGAUGGUAUACCUCAUUUUUAACAAAAAAACAAUAAGCAUCAGAGAGGGAGAGAAAGAGUUGCAGAUAAGGAGAAAUGGAGGUAGUUCAAGUGCUUCACAUGAAUGGCGGAAUGGGAGACACUAGCUAUGCUCAAAACUCAUUGGUUCAGAAAAAAGUGAUAUCCAUGACAAAGCCUAUAACAGAAGAAGCCAUUACCAAUCUCUACAUUAGUUCCUUGCCAAAGACUCUAGCCAUAGCAGACUUGGGGUGUUCUUCAGGACCAAACACUUUGUUUGUGGUUUCUGAACUCAUCAAAGUAGUGGACAAUAUCUGUGGAAAGCUAGGGCAUCAAUCACCAGAAUAUCAAAUCUUCUUGAAUGACCUUCCAGGAAAUGACUUCAAUAACAUUUUCAGGUCCUUACCAAGCUUUCAAGAAAAAAAGACAAAACAAAUGAAAGCUGCAGGAGCUAGGCAAUGCUUCUUUACUGGAGUUCCUGGUUCUUUCUACGGCAGGCUUUUCUCUAGAAAUAGCCUCCAUUUUGUCCAUUCUUCUUAUAGCCUCCAGUGGCUGUCCCAGGUUCCUGAAGGGUUAGAGGGAAAUAAAGGGAACAUUUAUAUGGCUAGUGGCAGUCCACCAAGCGUGCUAAAGGCUUAUUACCAUCAAUUUCAAAGCGAUUUUUCAAUGUUUUUGGAGUGUCGUUCACAGGAAUUGGUGACAGGUGGUCGUAUGGUUUUGACAUUUUUGGGGAGAAGAAGCCAAGAUCCUUCUAGCAAAGAGUGUUGCUAUAUCUGGGAGCUUUUGGCUAUGGCUCUUCAUGAAAUGGUCUUAGAGGGGCUAAUUGAUGAAGAGAAAUUUAACUCCUUCAACAUUCCUCAAUAUACACCAUCCCCUUUUGAAGUGAAGUCUGAGAUUGAAAAGGAAGGGUCUUUCACAAUUGAUCGCUUGGAGGUUUCUGAAGUUAAUUGGGAUGCCUAUGACAAUGAAUUUAACCUCUCUGAUUCAUUUAAAGAUGGUGGAUAUAAUGUUGCAAGGUGCAUGCGAGCCGUGGCCGAGCCCUUGCUUAUCGGACAUUUUGGCUUUGAUAAAGCCAUCAUCGAUGAGGUAUUUCGUAGGUACCAGACAAUCAUCGCAGAUCGCAUGGCAAAAGAGAAGACGGAAUUUGUCAACGUGAUUGUGUCUAUGACUAAGAGGGAAUGACCAAGAUCACAUCACUUCUCCAUACUUUGUCACCAAUAAGCCAGUUACUAGUUAGAAAUGUACCUUGUCUCUUUAAUUAGUUUUUUUUUUUUUAAACUAUUUGCUAUUUGAAAUUUACUGGCAGAUUCGCACAGGCUAGUAUCAUGAAUUUGAGACUUGUGGUUAAGAGAUUAGAAACUAUUGUCAUCACAUCUCAGGUCUCACCUCUUUGUGGUCCUUAAUUAGUUAUUUAGUUUUUCUUUGAAUUGGAGAAAAUAAAUAUUGAAUAA
This is a messenger RNA of Jatropha curcas, 1508 nucleotides long. Its product is annotated as S-adenosyl-methionine 4-1-methyl-2-pyrrolidinyl-3-oxobutanic acid methyltransferase. Gene Ontology annotation, molecular function: methyltransferase activity. NCBI's taxonomy places the organism in Eukaryota, Viridiplantae, Streptophyta, Magnoliopsida, Malpighiales, Euphorbiaceae. The record is from RefSeq and is a predicted model, not a curated record.